This is a messenger RNA of Plasmodium fragile, 3252 nucleotides long. RefSeq lists its product as uncharacterized. Gene Ontology annotation, molecular function: protein binding; molecular adaptor activity. Bases 1 to 3252 code for a protein of 1083 amino acids. The record is from RefSeq and is a predicted model, not a curated record. The transcript has a single exon. Gene Ontology annotation, cellular component: TRC complex; membrane. Gene Ontology annotation, biological process: post-translational protein targeting to endoplasmic reticulum membrane. NCBI's taxonomy places the organism in Eukaryota, Apicomplexa, Aconoidasida, Haemosporida, Plasmodiidae.
AUGGAGAGCACUGUAGGAAAUGGAGUUGGAAGUGGGAUGGGGAGUUUUGUUGAAGGGGGUGGCGCUCACUACGCCCUGCCCAGGGACGAAGACAUUGACGAAUUUCUCACCAAAGUAAACGACGUGACAGAAAAGGUGCAACACAUUUUGAGCGGAAAAAUAACUGUGGAGGAAAUGCAAAAGGAGGAACAGGAGCUGCUCCUGAAGGAGAAAAUAAAACAAAUAAGAGAAGCGGAAAAAAGGGAAGAGGAACACAGGAGGUAUAUUAUGGGUGUAGGGGGAAGCGGGACCAAGGACAGAAAUUACAAGUGCUUUUGUACACAUUGCUUGGUGGAGUUCAAAUAUAUGCUGACCACCUGCCCUAGAUGUUCAGGGGGAGUUAUAACUAAGGAACAGCGAUUGCGUGACUUGCAGGACAAGGUCAACCAGUACAAGGAAAAGAAAAAAAAAAGAGACGCCAGGAGGGCUGCUUGGAAAAAUUGGCAAAGGGGGGUAAACCAGAACAAGGAUGUAAGUGAGGAGGGAAGAGGAAAGGACAAUGAAGAGAAUGAUCCGCUGCAUAACACAUCUAUCCCUAACAGAGUUACCACCGACUAUGAAAAAUGGAAUCAUUAUGAACCCAGCUCAGACACAUUCGAUGAAGAUGAAAAAAUCCCCUACGUCCCGAAGCACAAUAAACAUUUUCACAUGUUAGAACAAAAAAUACAAAGUGAUGUUGACAAGAAGAAUGAACAAAGGAAGGUUGCUCACUCGAUGAAGCUAAGAGGAAAUGAAUUUUUUAAAAAAAGAAAAUAUAUUCAAGCUAUUGAAUGUUAUGAACAGGCACUACAAGUGUGUAAAGACUAUCUGGAAAUCCACAACAACCUUGCCUUGUGCUACCUUAAAACGUACAGAUAUGACAAGGCCAUUCAUACUUGUAAUGAGGUUAUUCAAUACUACAAUGUGUUUAAGGAAGACUUCCGGUUGAAGAAGGACACCUUGUUCAAAAGCCAUCUCAGGAAAGGGCUAGCGUGGUACAAACUCUUCAAUUUUGAAGAAGCACUGGCUAGCUUUAAAUUCGCUACAGAAAUUUACCCCGGGGAUGUAGAGGCAUCUGAGUAUGUUCAAAAGUGUGAGAGGAUGGUCAGGAGGGGGACUCAAUUGGGGACAACUCUGCUUGCGGCGAAUGGUGCUUCCCCCCCUCUGGGUACGACUAACAAUGGACAUGUGACGGACCUUUUUCAAGCACUCAGUCAGCUAGCUAAAAUGGAUCUCACCAAAGAUGGGCAAAUUUUCCUAGAGACACUCAAAGGGGUGAAGAGAUGUCUCAAGGGAAGCGAAAAGAGCAAAUUAGCAUUCUACUCAAAUGUGUACUCGAUAAAUGAUGGUACAGGAGGUGCUUGUUGUGGUGGUGGGAUAGCUAACCGCAAGGGAAAGACCACCUUUCUCGCAUUUUGUGCAGACAAACUUGAGCAGAUACUUUUUUGCGUGAAGAAAGGACAAACCAUGGAAACCGCCCCACUACAAAAAAAACAGCAAAAAAUAAAACGAGAAAAACUUCCCAAGUACACCUCCCUCAUUACCAUCGCCCUCAUCGACUUGAUCACCUUCAUCCUGGACGACGAACACCACUGUGCAGACUUUUGUCUGAAUGCGGUGAACCCAGUCAUCACGCUCUACCAGUUAAACAAAAUUAACAAAGGGAAAGCUAUGCACCUGCUCAACUCCAUGGGAAGGAACACACAAGGGAGGAAGUUGUUACAUGAGCGGGUCAUACAGGGGGAAGAUCAUAGCCUGUUGGGCAAGCUCCUCACUCGAAUUGGUCACCUGAUCGAUGAGGACAGAAGCGUUUACUCGGAAGAGCAGCGCACAAGAUUGAUAUACCUAACAGAGUGCAUCAUCACACUGGAGAGCGUGCGCAGGUAUGCAGUGCAUCUUCAUGAGGUUACUCACCAGAGGGAGAAGACAAAUGAGGGGACUUCCACCACUAGGUGUACACAGAAAAGCAAAACAAACGGAACAAGUGACACACCGAAGGAAGGAGACCCAUGGAAAGAGCUCCAAAAACGAACAGCCAAAAUGUACAAACAUAAAUUCGAGCUAGCUAAUUUAUUUGGAAUCAUUUCACAUCUAACUCUGAACAAAGACGCUAGAGAUGUUAUAGAAAAAAAAUUCAUCAAGCAUAUACUUAACAUAAUAAUUUACGUCAACGAGCUUUUUUAUUCCAGCCAAGGACUGAACUGUAACUGCUUGUCUCUUCUGGUUAACCUCGUAGGGAACACAAACGUAAGGACCAUCAUCAUGAGUGCCUGCUGGCCGCAUAUGAUGCACUUCGUCGAGAAGGCAGCCUCAGGGGAGAACCUCCUCGAAAACGUUUUGUCUCUCCUCUUGAAUUUAACCUCCACAUGGAAGGAGCAAAUGAGUAAAGCAGAUGGAGCGAAGACUCUAAUUAGGGAAGGAAGCCUGUGGCGAAUGAUCUCCUGCAUGGGGUCAGCCAACAUGAGGGUAGCAGAGCUCUCCUGCUUAAUACUUAGUCGAUUGUAUACAUAUGCCUACUGUGGAGUGGUGCACAUAGAGGGAGAAAAGUCGGCAGAUCCCGCCCCCAAGAGGAAAGAAGAAAAGGUGUGUGAAAGUGAUCUCUUUGUGUCUGCCCCUCAAGAGGAUACAUCUAACGAGAAUCAAAACGCCCACUUGGUAUAUUCACUAAAAAAAAAAAUUGAAAAAGAGAAUGAUCAGCAGAUUCACCUCGAUGAAUAUUCCUUCAACUCGAUAAAGAAGUUCAUUUUGUGUGAGUUGGAAUCUCCACGUGGAAGUGGCUUAACAAUUGCCUGCGUCAACCUACUUUGCUCCUUAGCUACGUACACAGAUUUCUUGUUGAAGCUACUCUACGAGGAAGAAGAGAGUAAGUUAGGGAGACUGACCAAUCGACUUGUCUCCCUCUUCGUACAAAACAAAAGUAAAGUCGAGAAGGACAACUCCACAUCCAUCAUGGUAAAGAACGUUGCAUCGCUUUUCACACAAGUGAUAAAAAUUCUCACCGUGAGGAAAGACACCAACUGGGGAAAUGCCUCCGUAGUCAGCUCAAUAAAGAAACUCAUUCCACAUGCAGCCGAGUUGGUGAAUAAUGGCAUACACAACGAUGGCACGAGUAAAGGAAUAAGUUUCUUCCUCUCGUAUUGCUUCAUCAAUGCGCAUUUGAAGUCGGAGGUGCUUGCUUCCUUCCACAACGAUGUGGAGAGAGUAUGUGCGGUGCUUCGCUGUGGGGGUGGCUGA